AAAAAAUAACAGAACAUUGCUCGGGAACUGUCUGGCCGUGGCCGCUCCAUGUUGGUUGGUUGUGUGUUGAUGUGGUGUACAAGGGGGAAAAAAUCAUAAAUUUUUGUGUUCGGGAAUUUGUUUUCGAAAUUGUUGGCUGCUGCCGUGUCGUGUGAAUCGUUUCGGAUCCGUUUUCGUCCGCCGGAUGUUGUUCUGUGUCGCUGGGAAGUGGAUGUUUCGCGUUUCCGGUUUGUUUUGCUGUCGAAAAUUGCAAAUAUCUGAAGCAGGUUUAUUGCUCAAUCGGAAGCAGUUCAUCGACCCAGAUCUCUUCUUGGUAGAGUCAAUGAGUUGAAGAAGCGAAAAGGUGCUUUCUGCUACAUACGGGAGGCCUGCAAAAUACCAUCAUCGCGACGGCACGGAACGCGGACGUAAAACCCCGUACGUGUAGAUCGACGCCAUGUUCGAAAUCUGCGUAGCGAACGAAAAUUGAGAAACAAAAUACGCAAGUGGGCUUUGUUGGAGGUUUUUUUGUUUGCUGUGUUUCUGUUUUCUCUUAUUGGGAAAAUUGGUUUGUGCAAUUUACAUUGGGAACCUUAAAAUCGGAGGAUAUUGAAAUUUAUCCUUCUUCAAAGUGAUAAGAAGCCUUUCUCCUGAAGAAAGAUAAGCAUAAUCAGAAGUGCAUUGCAAUAUUCAGUUUUAUCUCUGCGUUUGAAGGCGUCGAUAUCGUUAAAAACAUCACUCGAAUCUUCCGAUAAGUAGCUGACCUAAUUUCGAGAACGGCGCAAUGGACAGUGAUCGAGGUUUCGAUGCAGCGCUGGUCGGUCACAUGGGUCCUCUGUCGCCGCAGGACAUGAAACCGGACCUCAAACCAGACAUCUCGCUGCUAAACGGUACCGUGGGUCCGUUUUCGCCCGGAAAUAACUGCGGCCCGGGCAGUCCGGGGGCGUUCAAUCAACAAGUGGCGGCAGCCCUACAGCAGCAGCAACAGAAUGUCAACAGUCAGCAGAAUAGUAUGAAUCAGCAGCAACAGAACUCCGGCGGUGAGGAGGAGGUGGGGGGAGGGGGAGGAGGCGGAGGUUCCACCACCCCCACCAACGUCUCCAACCAACAGUAUCCGCCAAAUCAUCCGCUCAGCGGUUCCAAGCAUCUCUGCUCGAUCUGCGGCGAUCGGGCCAGUGGAAAGCAUUACGGUGUCUACAGCUGUGAAGGAUGCAAAGGAUUCUUUAAGCGGACGGUACGGAAAGAUCUGUCCUAUGCCUGCCGGGAGGAGAAGAACUGCAUCAUAGACAAACGCCAAAGAAACCGCUGCCAGUACUGUCGGUAUCAGAAAUGUCUCGCCUGUGGCAUGAAACGGGAAGCGGUGCAGGAAGAGCGCCAACGGAGUUCCAAGUUUUCCAUCAAGAGCGAAGAAAUCAACUCGACCAGUUCAGUGCGGGAUGUUACCAUCGAGCGGAUCCACGAGGCAGAGCUACUGGGGGAACAGAAGAGCGGAGAUAAUGCAAUUCCGUACCUGCGGGUCGGGUCAAACUCGAUGAUUCCUCCGGAGUACAAGGGAGCCGUCUCACAUCUGUGCCAGAUGGUCAACAAACAGAUUUUCCAGCUGAUAGACUUCGCCCGGAGAUUACCAAACUUUACCAAUCUGCACCGGGACGACCAAGUGAUGCUGCUUCGAUGCGGCUGGAACGAGAUGCUCAUCGCUUCGGUCGCCUGGCGAAGCAUGGAGUACAUCGAAACGGAACGCUCUGCCGAUGGAAGCCGGGUGACGAUCCGGCAACCGCAGCUGAUGUGCUUAGGACCCAAUUUCACCCUGCACCGGAACAGUGCCCAGCAGGCUGGGGUAGACACACUGUUCGAUCGAAUCCUAUGCGAGCUGGGCAUCAAAAUGAAGAGACUGGACGUUACCCGGGCCGAGCUGGGCGUGCUUAAGGCCAUUAUUCUGUUCAAUCCUGACAUCCGAGGGCUAAAGUCACAGAAAGAAAUUGACCACAUGCGAGAGAAAAUCUACGCCUGUCUAGACGAUCACUGCAAACAGCAGCACCCGGCCGAGGAUGGGAGGUUUGCCCAGUUGUUACUCCGGUUGCCAGCGCUCCGGUCCAUCAGUCUCAAGUGUCUGGAUCAUUUGAACUUCAUCCGGUUGCUCAGCGAUAAACAUCUGGACAAUUUCAUCAUCGAGAUGCUGGAUACUCCUAUGUAAAAAGAAAAAAACUAAACAAAACCACAGUUAAGCAGUGUGCAAGCCGUGAUAACGCAAAAAAAACUAGACAGAUAGGAUGCAAAUUGAUGAAUGUAGAACGCAAAUUUACAACCACGACAUCGUAAAAUCAAAUUUAAAAUUACAUAAGAGAAACGUUCGCUUUUACCACGGUAUUCUUCUCCUCAUCACAUUUAUUAUUUUGUAAUGAAAAGGCACUUACACUAUUGCAUAUUAGGAGCGUUUUUUCUAUUGUGUAUGUACUGCUUUCUGCUUGUGGCAGAAAGCUUCAAGUUUAGGCAUUUUCGUAAUUUAGAGCGGUAAUUAGCGGAAGACUCCAAAAAUUAAAAUACAAAAAAAAAUAAACACACUUUAAUGAAGUUUUAAGCAAAUUGUAGGACACAGUAACUUAUUACAUAAUGAAUAUAUUUUAAUAUAUAUUAAAUCUGAUUUAAAGUAAAGAAAAUGAUUCAAAACAAAACAUGGUGCAAAUAGAUUUUAUAAAAUAAAACAAAAAAAACAAGAAUCGAUCUACGAUCUACAAAUGUUAAAGAAAAAAGAGAAAAAUAAAGUUUAACAUUAUUCGCGCAUUAUAGACAA
Uranotaenia lowii is the source of this 2770-nucleotide messenger RNA. Its product is annotated as protein ultraspiracle-like. Gene Ontology annotation, biological process: cellular response to ecdysone; anatomical structure development; positive regulation of transcription by RNA polymerase II. NCBI's taxonomy places the organism in Eukaryota, Metazoa, Arthropoda, Insecta, Diptera, Culicidae. The record is from RefSeq and is a predicted model, not a curated record. Gene Ontology annotation, molecular function: nuclear receptor activity; nuclear steroid receptor activity; zinc ion binding. Gene Ontology annotation, cellular component: activator ecdysone receptor complex; nucleus.